This is a messenger RNA of Clonostachys rhizophaga, 1590 nucleotides long. NCBI's taxonomy places the organism in Eukaryota, Fungi, Ascomycota, Sordariomycetes, Hypocreales, Bionectriaceae. The record is from the annotation of a GenBank genome assembly.
AUGGAUCAGAAUUCACAGCAAAAUGAUCUCCUUGUUGCCACCAUCCUGAAGCUCCAGGAGACCCAGUCGCAGCUUGUCGCUACGGUUGAGGCUCUAUCUAAUCGUGUGAACGUGGCAUUCCCUGACACUGCCUCGCCCCCAUUCCAAGCAACUCUCGUAGCCAGAUCAGUGAAGAGUGAUGACGGAGACGCCCAAGGCGCUAUCCCGGCAUCUUCUAUCGAAUCUGUUUCUCGGGACGUUGAAGAUGAUGGUGGCAAGACUCAGCGAUCAUCGGAGGCUGCGUCCCCCGUCCAGAAAUCCGCAUUCACGUCUCGUAUUGUCCUCACAACAUAUCCCAAGCAGAUUGGUAUCAACCCUCUUCCCAUGGACUGGGGCAAUCCCGAUCCUUUGAAGAGAGGCCCCGUCGUUGUUUCAAGACUGGCAAAUACUAUUCGUAAACGAAACGGUCCCGGCGGUUCCUAUUCCACUUACUAUGCCUUGGCAGUGGCCAGUAAAGAAUUGAACAUCGACCAUAGGCCGGAUUUCACCAACACGGAGCCCGCCGUCAACGUUGGACCGUUCCCUCAGUGGGGUGACCGAGACAAGAUCGUGGCCAUGGAUCCCUAUGGACAUUUGGCGCCAUGGUUGUUCAAAGACAUCAUUGGAAAGGAUGACGUUGACAUCCGGCCAACCAUUGCCAUCACCAAAGCCCACAUGAAACUACCAGAGCUGGAGGAGAGUGUGAGGAAAGGCCGACUGGUCCCGGAUGGGAAAAUAUGUUUGAACGAUCUCGGCGAACUUGCAGUUACCAAAUUCGCCGUUGAGCCUGUUUGGUAUCUUCCCGGUGUUGCUGAGAGAUUCGGCAUUGAUGAGGGGACCCUCCGCCGCUCACUCUUCGAGCAUACUGGUGGCAGCUAUCCCGAGGUAGGGAUCUUCAAAACACAACUCACGGCACCCGCUAAUUGGCCACAGCUCAUUACACGAGGCGAUCUGAAGCUCUUCCUCCCUCCAAUCGGUGGUCUCACUGUUUACUGCUUCGGCGAUCCAGCAAAGAUGUCAGACGCAAACGUGCGACUCUCUCUUAGAGUUCAUGACGAGUGCAACGGAAGUGACGUCUUUGGUUCCGACAUUUGUACUUGUCGCCCGUACCUCAUUUUCGGCAUCGAGGAGGCCGUCAAGGAGGCGCAGAAUGGAGGCAGCGGUGUCGUCAUUUACUUCAGAAAGGAAGGCAGGGCGCUGGGAGAGGUGACCAAGGUGCUCGUGUACAAUGCGCGCAAGCGAGGAGCCGAUCGAGCAUCGGAUUACUUCAAGCGGACGGAAAACAUUGCUGGAGUCAAAGACAUGCGAUUCCAAGCGCUUAUGCCCGAUAUUCUUCACUGGCUGGGCAUAACCAAGAUCGAUCGUAUGCUCAGCAUGAGCAACAUGAAACAUGAUGCCAUCGUGGGCCAAGGAAUUCCCAUUCAUGAGAGGGUGGAGUUGCCGGACGAGCUUAUACCCGCAGAUUCGCGUGUAGAAAUCGACGCCAAGAUUACAGCAGGUUAUUUCACCGCCGGAAAACGCCUCACGACAGACGAGUUGGAGGCAGUCCAAGGCAGGAUUUGGGAAGAGUAA